Messenger RNA from Amoebophrya sp. A25, 1692 nucleotides. The record is from the annotation of a GenBank genome assembly. Lineage: Eukaryota; Dinophyceae; Syndiniales; Amoebophryaceae.
AUGAACGCAUCGCCACCGUUGUUCCUUGGGAGGACAAGUGGACAUACUGGAACUACACCUGCUGGAAAAAUUGGUAUGAGAUACAUCAGAUACUGAUGAAGAGGAUUCAAACGGUAGUACCGAGACUUUGGAAGGGAUAAGAUACGAGGGGUAGGGAGUAGCACUCAUAGAUAGGUGAUACUGAUCCAUCAUCAUGAUACAGUUACAGGUGGCGUAUCAAAGAUAAGGGUGGCUGCACAUAAAGAUCUCUUCUACCGAGUGGCGUAGUACCUGUAGAGUUUUUUAGACACGUGGUAGUACUAGAACUCGUAUAAUGAGGCGUAGAGACGCUGACACAGCAUACAUUGUAGUUUGAGUUACUCGAGAGCCGAACAGAUACCAGACAAAGCUGAAAAAGACAUGCCUCUCAUCGCUUUUGCCCUUACCGUUACCAAAAAUUGGCUGUCCUCUAGAAGAAACUUCAAAACGAGUACUUCUCCUUCUAUUUAAUGACACAUAGAUACACCUACAUUGACACAUCUUUUUGUUGAUUGCUCUAACUCUCGCAACGGCACUAGCCACCUUGCAACGGCCGCAGAGGAGGGAACUGCUGUAAUAAGACACACGCCAGUAAAGAAAAAGAAAUCUUCUGCAGGAGCAGACGGUUCUACGCGAAGGAGUGCCCAUAAAGGAUCAACCGGUAAGAAAGACAAGCACUCUAGUGCGAAACAAGGGUGAUCGACAUCUUUUCUUGUUCAGGCUGAUCGACACCUUUUCUAUUCCAGGAUGAUCGACACCUUUUCUACUCCAGGAUGAUUGCCACCUCCACAAGAUUAGGAGGCAUCACUCCACCACUUGCAGAGAAGAGAUGAAUCACUUCACUUGAUAAGAUGUAAGUAGGAAUACAACGGUCAAUGCCUCAGACUUGACUUCGUCUGUUUGAAAGUAGAUGCAGUAAAAACAUCUUCAUCUUGGACUUUGCUUACGAUCCGAUUUAUUCUCACUUUGUUCAUGUUCUGUGUAUUCAACAGCAGGUCAUCGCCAUAGCUAGACAUAACAAAGAACGACUAUGCUGAUCAUAAUCACUCAUAGAUGUCAUGACUAAAAGAAUACAGGUUAGCUGCACAUGCACUUACUCAGAAAGUAUUGAGAAUAAAGCUAUGGAACAUGGUCAUGAAGAUCUUAAAACUGUUAUGAACAACCAGAUAGUGACACCUUCGACCAUGAUAAGUAGUAUUCAGUUCCUAACGUCGCCUAUUCUUUUGAUUUUCUCUUGAUUGGGAAUAAACUUAUCCGCUUCUUUUGUGUUCUUCUGAAGAUAUUCACGGUUUUUAUUUCCGCUCUUACAACAUACACAUGACCUCGAUACUCCCAAUGUCAUCUGCUAAUGUAGUCUCUGAAAAAUGACAAUUAUUUUUUCCUUGCAAAGAAAUGCUUUGUUGACCAGUACUAUUUACUUUAAUCAUCAAUAAAUUUAUCACCUGACUAACUACUACUACACAUGUCUGCGGAGGUAACUUACCUGUGGUAAGAAAAUGCGUUAAGCCUGUGGUAAGAAAAAACGACACGUCAUUCUCAUCGUCCUCGUCCUACAAAUUCUAUGAUAAUAUGCGGAGUGAAAAUGAAUUAUGUCCGAGAACUAUGAGGAAAGAAUAAAAGAAGCUUCUCGGGUUGUCAGUGUCGGUGUUGCCUAAUACGCUAGCUCGUCACAGC